AAAAUAAAAAACCACAAAGCUGGGGAAAAAAAAGAAAAAGUGAACCCUGUCGUCGUUCUGAGUUCGGUUUCGAGCUCUAAUGGCUGCAUAUACGACAUCGGAGCCAGUAGUGAACCUCCCGACGACGCAAAUUGAAUCUAAUGUUGCAGAGCCGAUGGGUGUAACUCUUCUGGUUCGGCAUCUUCCUGAUGGAAUUCCUCAUGAUAUCGUCUCUCGUCUCUUUUCUCAGUACGGAGCUUCUGCAGUUCGUCCUUGCUCCGGUGGGAGAUUGAGGAAUGCUGCAUUUGUGGAUUUCAAGAAUGAAGCUAUUGCUUCUCAAGCACAUCGUCAAUUAAAUGGGCUGAGAUUUCUUGGUAAGGUUCUACAAGUACAGAGAGCCAAUAAGCCUAAUGAGAACAAGAAGUCAAGUCAAACUGAAGAGUCUGGGAAAGAUGGUCAAUCCUACUCAUUCUCUACAAUCAGCAGCAACAAUGUUUCAAAAUCUGGGCAGGUACCUGGUGAACCAAUAGCUCCAAAACUCGGCAUAAACUAUCCAUUUCCUCCUCACCUGCAGUAUGCUUACCCACCACCCGAUGCAAAUAUCUUAGCCAACAUUACUAAUGCUCUAAUCGCUGUCCCGCCUUUAUACACCCAGGUGCUGCAUCUGAUGAACAAAAUGAAUCUUCCUCCUCCUUUUCGCCUGGCCCUGCCCACACCACCUCUACCUAAAGCAGCAAGCCAACCAGCUGAGUUGGAGCACCAAUCUAGUAGCGAGUCAGAUAUGGAAUCUGAUGAGGAUACAGGUACAUCAAAAUCAGGAAGGAAGCGUGCUAGACAUGAAACUCUUGUUGGUCCUGGUAUGGACAAGGAUGUGCCACAUGAGAGUGUUGGAGUGAAACCUUCGUCUUUGACCCUAAAUGAGAUCCCACUAAUAAGAAAGAAUAAACAAGUUUUGCAGUUCAAGAUUACCCCAAAAGUUGCUCAAGACGAAUAUAAAGAGAAUCGUGAGAUUGAAGGCCCUGCAGACGAGCCCACAGAAGAUGAUUCAAAUGUGGAACCCUUUGCCAGUUUAGAGGAGUUGGAGAAAGGAAGGUUACCUCCACAGGAUAUUCUUUCACUGCCUAUGUUCAAGAACUACACAGCUGGGAAUCCGUCGCUUGUGCUGUAUAUCAAAAACCUUGCCAAAGAUGUUAUUAUUGAUGAUUUCUAUUACAUAUUUGGGUCACAAUUUGGAAGCAUUGAAGCAGCUAAAUCCAGUCUUGGUGUUAGGCUGAUGCAGGAAGGAAGGAUGAGAGGGCAAGCUUUUUUGACAUUUCCUUCUGUUGAGUUCGCACAGCGUGCUCUGAAUCUUGUAAACGGAUUUGUGUUCAAAGGAAAACCAAUGAUAAUCCAGUUUGGUAGGAAUCCUGGAGCAGCGAAGCCAAACGAGUGAUGAUGUAUGUAACAGGGUUGUCUUGUCUUUUUUGGUAAAAUUAAAGGUUUUAACUGCAAAUUCUAAUUUAAAAUCAAAUAGUCAGUAAAAUGUCGUUGCCUAAUUUUUAUAGCUCCAGAUGUAAUUAAUGAGCAAUGAGAUACAAAAUGAUAGUAACCCGAUAAAAAAAAAAA
Messenger RNA from Eutrema salsugineum, 1584 nucleotides. Its product is annotated as U11/U12 small nuclear ribonucleoprotein 65 kDa protein. Gene Ontology annotation, molecular function: U12 snRNA binding; pre-mRNA intronic binding; protein binding. Gene Ontology annotation, biological process: mRNA splicing, via spliceosome. NCBI's taxonomy places the organism in Eukaryota, Viridiplantae, Streptophyta, Magnoliopsida, Brassicales, Brassicaceae. The record is from RefSeq and is a predicted model, not a curated record. Bases 80 to 1411 code for a protein of 443 amino acids. Gene Ontology annotation, cellular component: U12-type spliceosomal complex. The transcript has 11 exons.